AGCUAGCUUAUAGCUAGCAUUGCACAGCACAUGAAAGUUCUAGCAGAUUUCACUGGGAAGGACCUCUAGCGAUAAUUAUGCAAGUGUCCUCUGAAUCCGUUUGGAAUGCUUGUUUUAACGAGCAGAAAUUUGAAAGUUUGUUUUGUGUUAUGCUGCUUAUAAAGCAUUGCAAACAACGGGAGGAAUGAUUGGAUUUUCCGCUUGCCUGACGUAAGUUUUGUAUCGUGUGGUAGUGUUGUGAAAGAGGAAACAAUUGAAGGAAGUACUGUCAAGCGAGGACGAACCCCGGGGAGUAAUAUGUCAAUCAAUUUACGUCAGUAUAAAGAAGAUGACAAGUUGGCUCUGUCAGAACGGUUCACAUUUGCUAGUAUUCUAAAACUGUUUUGUGGCACAAGUUUACUGUAGUGGGGGCGGCCGCCGGCCAUGACUUGAGCGCAGCAUGGUGGAGCUCGGCGUGCGCGUGGUGCGCGGCCCGGACUGGUGCUGGGGGGAGCAGGACGGCGGCGAGGGCCACGCGGGCACUGUCGUCGAGGUGGGCCGCACCGGCUCCGGCACCUCCCCAGAGGGCACCGUCGUCGUCCAGUGGGACUCGGGCAUGCGCACCAACUACCGCACCGGCUACCAGGGCGCCUACGACCUGCGCGUCGUCGACAACGCGCCUGCAGGUGUGAGGCACCCGAACAUAAAGUGCGACGCGUGCUUCAAGCACGGCAUCCGUGGGAUGCGAUGGAAGUGCGUCCAGUGCUACGACUUUGACAUCUGCACCCAGUGCUAUAUGGCCGACAAGCACGACACGGACCACGCCUUCGAGAGGUUCGAGACCAACAGGUCUGUCGGGGUGGACAUGCCUCCUCGCAAGGGAGGUGUGAAGCUUCAGCUGAAGGGUAUAUUCAUCGGAGCCAAAGUGGUCAGGGGGCCGAGCUGGGACUGGGGAAAUCAGGACGGAGGAGAAGGGAAGACCGGUAGAGUGAUCGACAUUCACGGCUGGGACAACGAAUCGGGACGGUCGGUGGCGAACGUGACGUGGACGUCGGGCUCGACCAACGUGUACCGUGUCGGGCACCGCGGCAAGGUGGACCUGAAGUGUGUGCAGGAGGCGUCGGGAGGUUCCUACUACAGGGAUCACUUGCCUGUGCUCGGAGCUGUGGUAGGCAUUUGCCGUGCGAGUCCAAACGGUGGUACUGUAGUGGCCCCAAGGCGACACCUGACAUUCAAUGUCGGCGAGCGUGUCAAGGUCACGUUGGAUGUUGCCUCCCUUAAGCAGCUGCAGGAAGGCCAUGGAGGAUGGAAUCCACGCAUGGCCAAUUACAUCGGUACAGUCGGGACCGUGCACCGGGUGACGGAGCGCGGGGACAUUCGCGUGCGCUACGAGGGCUGCAACAACCGCUGGACACUGCACCCUGCGGCGCUCACCAAGGUGAACACGUUCGCCGUGGGAGACACGGUGCGCGUGAAGGAUGACUUGGCACUGGUGCGCGAGUACCAGAAGGGUCACGGGGAAUGGAGUGAGGCGAUGCGACCGGCACUGGGGAAGCUGGGGCAGGUGACGCGCGUGUACGGAGACGGGGACCUGCGAGUCUGCGUCGACAGCGAGACGUGGACUCUGAACCCGCAGUCCGUCACGCUGGUGACUGCCGUCGACAGCGAGCUCAGCAACACGAUGGGAGGCCGGAGUGCCGACAGGCAGGACCACGCCAGCCCGCUGGCGGCGCUGCUGCAGGACCUGGUGGUGGAGCAGGCGGCCGGCAGCAUCGACCGGCUGGUGAGGGAGGCCGCCCAGGGCCACGCCGACACCGUCCGAGACUUCAUCACCAGCUUCCCCGACAAGGUGGACGGCAAGAGCGGCGGCAAAACUUGCCUGCAGGUCGCGUGUCACCAGGGCCACACGGAGCUGGUGACGAUGCUACUGGACGCGGGGGCGUCACUCGUGCUGCCGGACGACGAGGGUGACACCGCGCUCCACUACGCGGCAUUUGGGAAUCAGCCCGAGAUAAUGCAGCUGCUCCUGUCGAGAGGCGCGGACAUCGACGCUGUGAACAGAGGCCACUGCACCGCGCUGCACGUAGCGGUCAACAAGCAACACGUGCAGUGUGUGUCUGAGCUGCUGAAGAAGGGCUGCAACGUCAACAUCCAGGACCUGUACGGAGACACCGCCCUGCACGACGCCAUCUGCAAGGAGAGUGCCGAGAUCACCGACAUGCUGUGCGCGGUGCCGAACAUCGACUUCACGCUGCGCAACCGCCGAGGCUUCAACGUGCUCCAGCACGCUGCCCUCAAGGGGAACAACUUUGCCACCGAGAGGCUGCUGCAGCGUGCCCGCCAGAUGGUGGACGUCAAGAAGGACGACGGCUUCGCAGCACUGCACCUGGCCUGCCUCAACGGACACCGCGCCGUCGCGGAGACUCUGCUCUCGCUGGGCCGCGCCGACGUCGGGUUGCGCAACAAUCGCAGGCAGACGGCGCUCCUGCUCGCAGUGUCGCAGGGCCACUGCUCGGUGGUGGAGCUGGUGGUGUCGACGGGCGGCGACGUCAACGCGGAGGACGAGGACGGCGACACGGGGCUGCACCUGGCACUGAUGAAGCGCGCGUCCAUCUGCACGCAGAUCCACGAGCUGGAGGCGCCCGCCAUCUACGGGAUCUACACGCAGCUGAUGCAGGCGCAGCGGGUGGAGGAGGAGAGCCCGGUGGCGCUGGCCAUCGCGUGCUACCUGGUGCAGGAGGGCUGCAGCCUGACCAAGAGGAACCACCGCGGCAAGAGCCCGCUCGACCUGGUCGCCGGCAGCCCGCACCUCGCCGACCUGCUCCAGGCGUACAACCUGCAGGGGCAGCCGCCGCCGCCGCUGCCCGUCCCGGCCGCCACUGCUGCCACCGCCAGGUGUGUCACGCUUGGUAGCAGUAGCAGCAGCAGUAGUAGUAGCAGUAGCAGCAACAGCAGCAUGGGCGAACAAGCCGCACCCCCGCCUGUCGAGUGCGCCGUCUGCUCCGAGCUCGGAGACGAGAACGUGCGGUUCGAGCCGUGUGGGCACCGCAUCACCUGCGAGGAGUGCGCCUCGCGCGUCAAGAAGUGUCUCCGCUGUGGGCAGGUGGUCAACAAGAGGAUCACCAGCGACGGGCGCACCAUCGCCUGCAAGUCACGACACCCGAGUGCCGAGAGACUGCGCUACCUCGAGUCGAAGAUUGCCGAAAUCGAAGAGACGCACUGCUGCUCCAUAUGCAUGGAGCGGCGGCGCAACGUCGCCUUCCUGUGCGGCCACGGCGCCUGCGCCCCCUGCUCGGCCACGCUGCGCACCUGCCACAUGUGCCGCAAGACCAUAACGCGCAAGAUAAACCUGUACUAGGCUGCGCGCCUCGGGACCGUGACGCGGAAAACUGGUGCUCGGCCGAGACCACGACGUGCGGCGAAAACCUGUACCGGGCCACCUGCCACGUGUGUCGUGAGACGGUAGAGUGAGAGAGAAAACGGUGCCGGCGACGUGUCACAUCGGAGAUAAACCUUUACGGGCUACCCGUCACGUAUUCCACGAGACAGUUGCAUCCUGCCAGCUUCUACCGUCAAAGGCCUGCGGGUAGAGUCUACAGUGUUCCGGUGCGUCACCAGGCGAUAGAAACGGUUGCGGCACGCCACUUGUUGUGCCGGUAAAGCCACGGCGUGUGUGUCUGUACACUUUUUAUUUUUACCGGGAAUAGUCUCACUCGACAGGAAAUAGUGUGUCGUCACGUAAGGUCUCUGUCACGAUGCAGUCUGACGCGGAGUGAGAGUAUCUCGGUGACACUGUGCGGGCAGCUGUACAGUGGUGUUGGGAAUAGUGCAGUGCCACUCGAGUGCAGCCGAGAGUUGCACUGCGUGUUUACCCUUCGAGAAAGAAAUGUUUUGCUUUCGCAGCACAGUAACUCGCCUGCCUUUGGGGAAAGUCACUACAAUAAUGUGUUUGGCAGCAGUUGAAUUAUAUGUCUCAGUACGAUUUGAAAUACUGUUGACUGAUUGGGCAUUGCAACAUAGGUUUUGUGUCAUUGUUCUCUUUCUGUGUGUAGGGUAGUCUGUACUGACUGAGUGGAUUGUUGUGUCACAUUCUGUGGUUUACUAUGGGGUGUGUGUGUGUGGGGGUGAACGAGAAUGAGAGAGGGAGAUUUAGGUUUAAAAAGUUUUAACUGUAAGUAUAUUAAUUAGAAUGAAGUUAGUAGACACAUUUUUUAAGAACAAAUGUCGCUACAAAAGCAGAAGUAGCGUUUCGCCCGGUGCAAGCUCGACGGCAAAGCUAGAGUGUCAUUUUGUACUACAUGCAGGAGUGAUAUUGUGUGCCAUCCAGGUUGUGAAUUAGAAUUUUAUUUUCCUUGGCACUUACUCAGUCAAAUGCAGUGGGGGCUCAGAUUUGAAAGAGAUUCUUUCCUCUGCAGUGGAAAUUCCUAGCCGGAAUACAAACAGUGGUAAGCCUUGUGUACAGAUAGGCACAUAAACAGGAAGCUGGAUACAAGACAGCUGUUAAACUGCAAUCCCUCAUCACAGACUCCUUCGUGGUACGUGAUUUUUUUCCCCCCUCCCUUUCUUUCUGUGUGUGUGUGUGUGUGUGUGUGUGUGUGUGUGUGUGUGUGUGUGUGUGUGUGUGUCCACGUACAUGUAGGCUGUGCAAUGCUUCUUAUACACAGUUUGUCUUUACCAUUGAAAACAGUCCCUCUCUUGACAUUGUUUUUGUACAUACUAUCACUUGUAAUAGUUAUUUCAGAUGAAACACAGCAGGCUCACAUUCGUAAGGAGCUGGUUUCUGUCUCUGGCCAUCUCAGUGUCGGCCUAGUCACAUUUCCCGAGACUCCAUUAUGUGAAUGCUGGGACAGUUUCUCUGCAAAGGACCCUGCUGAUUAUCUUCCCAAUCUAGGCCUGUGGUUCAUCUUUAAUAAUAUUGUCAAUGACAAGGCUUUAAAUAGUGUUAUUUUUCCUUCUUCGGGUCAUAGGACACACUUGUCUAAGCUUACAGGUGCAAGUCUUCCCACUGUAAGGGAAAUAGCUUAUUGCAGUUACGAACAUUCUUCCGAAGCACGAGUAUCACUUUUCCCAAUUCUUAUGUAUGAUUGGAAAUGCUGGGGUGUAGUGAUUUUAUAGCCUUAUGAAUUAAAAUCAAAGGCCAGAGGAGCAGAGCCAAAAAAUUCAUUCUUCACAGUCAAAUAAAAGAUGCAAAAGUGACAGUUUAUGAAUGUUGUCGUGUCAAUUCGUGCAACAUUCCAAAUACGUGACGUGGGCUUAGGCAAAUAACAUAUUAUCAGUCAUGCUGCAAGUGUAGUCCUAAUUUAUGGCUGUCCUAAUUCUCAUUUACGAUCACAGACCACCUUAGUUAUAAAAUAUCCAAAUUUAAUGCCAAAGUGAUGUCCCCUCGUCAUUUCAACACUUCUUCUUCCUGACAUGAUUCUCCUUAUGCAGGUCAUUCACAGAGCCUCUUCUAAGCUUGUCUUUUCUCCCACAGUCUAUCAUUUAGCAUCUCCUCCCAUUGCAAUCCUUUUUGGUUCACGCCAUCCUUCACUGAGUCUCUCCAUCUUGUCCAUGGCCUUCCAGGUCCCAUUCUUUUAAUGUGACCAAACCAUUUGGUUUUUAGGGACUUGGUCAGCAGGGGAUUUUGUAUUAUUUCAUUUCUUAUCCUGUCUCUUCGUGUCUUACCGAGGAUUCCUCGUAGAAAUUGUAUCUCUGUUGCUUGUAUUCCACACAGAUCUUUCUUUGUCAAGCGCAACAUUCUGAUCCGUAGGUCAAAAUUGGAAGAAAAUAUGACUUGUAUAUCACGAUCUUUGCUCUGGCAGUUAUUUUCCAGUUUCUAAUUAUGUCGAAUACAAAAUAAUAAAAUUUUGAACAAUUUUCCUUUCUCUCCUAAAUUUCAUCCUUGACGUUUCCUUUAGGGUUAAUUUUCUUCCUACAUACUUGAAAGCAUCUACUACUUUAAUAAUUUUUCCAUUGUGAGUUACAUCUUUCAUGUUUUCACUUUUCCUGCCAAUUUUCAUUACUUCACUUUUUGUGAAGCUUAUUUCCAUUCCCACUUCUUCAAUUACUCUCUGUCAGGUGUUUGGUUGCUCUCCCAAAUUCUGCUCAUUUUCUUCCCGAAUUAUCAUUAAUCUGCAUAUGCUAUGAUUUUCAUAUCAUCUGCUGUUGACCCUUGGCGAACUUUCCUUAUGAUGUUGUCCACGGCUAUAUUAAAAAACACUGUGGAGUGCACGCUUCCUUGCCGAACCCCUCUGUGCAUUAUAAACAGUUCUGAUUUUUUUUGUCAUCUCUUAUAACACAAUUCAGGCCUUUUUUGUACAUUUCAGCACUUCUAUCGUAUUUCUCGUUCACACAGUAAAUGUGAAAUUGUACUGUGAAUUUUGAUAAUGUGAAGGUGCUGCUAUUAGAAGGUGGCAUUUUUACGAUAUUUCUGUCAGAAAAUUCUGUCCUUACAAGCUAUUAAUACAGUAAAGCCUCAUUUAUACAUUUUUGAAGGGGGAUGAUAAAGUAAAUGUGCAAGUUGGAUUAAUGUUAAAAUGAAACUUUUUAAUGUACUUCUAUUAAAUUCAAGUGUGCACAAAUAAAAUACACGUAUAUUGUACAGUACAUUAAUAGGUACAGUAGCUCAGCUUAUGCCUAAGUUAUGGGAAUUUAAAGUUAUUUAGGCCUAAAGAAUGAAUCAAUUGCGGUUUGUUUUUGGGAAGCAAUACUGCAGUCAUAAAUCAAGAUUUCAUAUGCAGUCACUGUGCACAUCUUGCCAUCCCUAAUCUUAUGUAAUGUUGUGUUACUUGCAAUGCAGUAAGUGCUUUUGACUGGCUGGGAGGGUCCACAGGUCCACCAUCCAAUUCUUUGGAUUCCCCAAAAAUAUUUAUUUCACCUGAUACUGGCACUUCUAUUCUAAUUAUUUUCUCCUCACUUUGUACACAACACGUAGCAGUAUCAGCAUCACAAUCACCAAAAUCAGUUCCAUAUGAAAUACGAACCCAGUCAUUCAAGUUACUGUCUUCGUAUAUAUAGUUAAAGGCUACCCAGCCAUUGACCUUCGUCUGUGCUAAUGUGCACAGGUUGCCCAAACUCUUACGGGAAUCGACAAAGCGUGCGCGAGUAAUGAG
Molecule: messenger RNA, 7070 nt
Organism: Schistocerca americana (American grasshopper)
Lineage: Eukaryota; Metazoa; Arthropoda; Insecta; Orthoptera; Acrididae
Gene: mib2
Product: E3 ubiquitin-protein ligase MIB2
Exons: 19
Coding region: 440-3337 (965 amino acids)
Biological process (GO): protein ubiquitination
Cellular component (GO): cytoplasm
Molecular function (GO): protein binding; ubiquitin-protein transferase activity; zinc ion binding
Source: RefSeq, a predicted model, not a curated record